This is a messenger RNA of Prorocentrum cordatum, 792 nucleotides long. NCBI's taxonomy places the organism in Eukaryota, Dinophyceae, Prorocentrales, Prorocentraceae. The record is from the annotation of a GenBank genome assembly.
AUGCUGGGGCAGGGGCCCAGCCUCAUGGAGAACAGCCGCACGAAUUGCACGUACGAGCUGUCGGAGCCGGUCGAGCCCUCCGAGAAGUUGGACGUGUUCAUGUCGCACACGUGGACGUCAGACAGGUUCCUCAAGUACGUGGCAAUCCUCUACCACUUCAACGGGCACUUCUCCCAUGUGGCCGCCCACUUCGCGGCUCUGGCGACUUUCUUGGUGCUGCUCACUGUGAAGGUGUUCACUCCGUGGGGGGUCUACAUGCCCGUCUUCCACCUGCCCUUCCCUGGCAAUCCCACUGAGUACCCCGAGGGCAUGCCGCUGUGCGGCCCCGUCUUUUUCGUUGGGUGCGUCACGCAGAUCACGACGUUCGCGUUCGGGCACGUGCUCUUCAAGACCAGAAGCGUCUACCAGCAAAUGAUAUUCUUAGAUAAGUGCUGCAUUCACCAGACGGAUCCAGAGUUGAAGAGAAGAGGCAUUGAUUACAUGGGGAACUUCGUGACCCAAAGCAAAACAAUGUUCAUCCCGUUCGACAACGCACGGUGGCGGAUUUCGAACGGUUGUGGUGCAAUUACGAGCUCGCCGCUUUUCUUCGUCACAAGAAAAGUGAAGUUGUUGACUCUCUCAACUUCAUGCCGAUUCAGGUUGCAGUAUUUGUCACUAUCCACAUUGUUCUGUGCUUCGUUGGCAUCACUGGCUUCCUCGUCAUGUUGGCGAUCAACGACUUUAUUUACAAAUUCUGGUAUCCGCAAAGUUGGCUCGAGUACUUCGCCAUCUGGGGAACUGGAGGCACGCUGA